UUUACGUCGGCGUUGGAGCAUUAGAUUCCGGCCAUUCGUGACGCGAUGUUCGCCUACAAACUGUGCGUGGUGUUGGUGGCACUGCUUGGGGCCGAUGGUGAACACCAGCACGGCGGCAAAAUUUUGGGCAGGAUGGUCAGGCAGUACCUGCACGCGCAGCCGGACGACGUGAGGAUCGGGGACGGGGUGCAUCUGGUCAGCAGGGCCGGUGACGACGGCAGGAGCUUGAGUGACGAUGGUACGGUGCUGGGGGCGGUCGACAGCUACCUCAGGAGCCACGAGCUGAAGAUCAGGCUGCCGGAGCUGAUGCCCGGCGACGAUUUGGGGAGGUCGUUCAAGAUGGCCCUGGACAAGGUGGAAGGGACCGGAGUCGAGAACGGCACCGGCCGCGGCAAGGGCGGCGGAGGCGGCGGCGCCGGCAUCGGCCUGAUGGGCCUGAUGAUGGGCAAAAUGUUGGCGGCCCUCGGCAUCGGCGGCGUCGGUCUGCUGGCCAUGAAGGCGCUGAUGGUGUCCGCCCUGGCGCUGAUGCUGUCCGUCGUCAUCGGGCUGAAGAAGCUGGUGCAUUCGGGCGGCGACGAAGGCGGCCACCACGUCAUCCACGCCUCGGCCCACGGUCACCACGACUACAGGAGGAAGCGGGAGGCGGACGGGUUGGCUUACCGUGGGUGGCAGGGAUACAAGAUCAGAUAGGUAAGGGGAUGAUUGAUGAGGGGGAUGAUGAAGGAGAUCUCUGUUACUUAUCACUUAUUAUGCAUUAUUUAUUCUUGUGUAUUGUUGUGCCUAUUUCAACUUGUCUUUGUGACUAGUUGGAACAUGCUACUUGUUGAUGUUGAUUACCUAUUUAAUACA
Molecule: messenger RNA, 849 nt
Organism: Aethina tumida (small hive beetle)
Lineage: Eukaryota; Metazoa; Arthropoda; Insecta; Coleoptera; Nitidulidae
Exons: 2
Coding region: 46-690 (214 amino acids)
Source: RefSeq, a predicted model, not a curated record